AUGGCUCCUAUUGCUAUUAAUCCAGAGGAUGAGACAAAUGGUCGACGCCAUGAAUCUCCAAGAAGUCAUGCCGUCGACCAUGACACGUCGACCUCGGAAACAAUGAGUUCUCCAGUGGGCACCCCACUUGAAACUCCGGCAUCGCCAGCCCAUGGGCCUCUGCCUCUCUUGGAAGCCGGUCUAGCCGUCGAACAGGCUGCCCUGGGCGAGAACCUUGUUGAUGCCACGCAGGCUGCCGACAUGAACAGUAAUGGGACUGGCUCGAAUGGAGUCGCCGGCACCAACGGCACCAACAGCACCAACGGCACCAACGGCAACAUCAAAACAUCAAGUCAGAUACCCACCAUCAAUAUUCCAUCCACCCAAGACACAAGACACGGCAAGCUUCCACCACCAACCGGACCCAAGUAUGAACCCGUGGCCAUCGUCGGCAUGGCCUGUCGCCUGCCAGGCAGCGUGUCUGACCCUGAAGCCUUCUACGAGCUGUGCUGCCUCGGCCGCAGCGGAUGGAGCGGGAUCCCGGCGCACCGCUUCAGCAAGGAAGGCUACCACCACCCGAACCCCGACCGGCUGGGCUGCUUCAACCCGGUCGGGGGCUGCUUCCUGAGCGAAGACGUCGCGGUCUUCGACGCGCCCUUCUUCAAGAUCACGGAGCGGGAGGCGGUGGCCAUGGACCCGCAGCACCGGCUGAUCCUCGAGUGCACGUACGAGGCGCUGGAGAACGCGGGGAUCCCGAUGCACAGCGUCUCGGGCAGGAACGUGGGCUGCUUCGCGGGCGGGUCGUUCACCGACUACGAGCUCAACAACCUCCGCGACCUCGAGACGCAGCCCAUGCACCAGAGCACGGGCAACGCGCCGACCAUGAUGGCGAACCGCGUGUCGUACUUUUUCGACUUUCGCGGCCCCAGCCACACGGUCGAGACGGCCUGCUCGUCCAGCCUGACCGCCCUGCACCUGGCCAUGCAGAGCCUGCGCUGCGGCGACUCGUCGCUGGUGGUGCUGGCCUCGAGCCACCUCAACCUCAUGCCCGACCACUUCGUCGCCAUGUCGUCCAACGGCCUGCUGUCGGGCGACGGGCGGUCGUACGCCUUCGACUCGCGCGCCAACGGCUUCGGGCGCGGCGAGGGCGCCGGCGUCGUCAUCCUCAAGCCGCUGGCCCAUGCGCUCCGCGACGGCGACAACAUCCGCGCCCUGGUGGUCGGCUCGGGCGUGAACCAGGACGGCCGCACCAACGGCAUCACCAUGCCCAGCGGCGAGUCGCAGCUGGCCCUGAUGCGCAAGGUCUACGCCGACAACGGGCUCGACCCCCGCGACUGCGGCUACGUCGAGGCCCACGGCACCGGCACAAAAGUCGGCGACCCGCUGGAGAUGAAGGCGCUGCACGAAAUGUUCUGGGAGGACAGGAGCCCCCAGCGCCCCUUGCUGGUCGGAUCCGUCAAGACCAACGUGGGACACCUCGAGGGCGCCAGCGGCAUCGUCAGCCUGAUCAAGUCUGCCAUGAUGCUGGAGAGGGGCUACAUACUCCCGAACCACGACUUCAGAGAGGGCAACAAGGAGAUCCCGUUCGAUGAGUGGGGUGUCAAGAUCCCCAGCAAGGUCAUGCCCUGGCCGAGGGGGAAGAAGUACAUCAGCAUCAACAGCUUCGGCUUCGGAGGUGGCAACGCACAUGCCGUGCUGGCUGCGCCGCCGAGGGUCAAAACCAAGAAAGCACCCUUCAGGCUACCUGGACAGGAGGGCCUUAGUCUCGAGGGGCUGCUGGAGGAGAAGAAGAAGAAGAAGAAGGAGGAGGAGAAAAAGGCAGACCAAGUGGUGAAUGGCGACGAAGCCGAAGUGCAGAGUCCAGAGGCUGAUGCAGCUCCCACUACCAUGAUCCACGAUGCCACGCCUGCCACUACCACGCCUGCCACUACCACGCCUGCCACUGUCACUGCCACUGCCACUGCCACUGCCACUACCACCAUCACCACCGAACCCACAACAAAGCCCAAGCCCGACCAGGCGCCAUCCAAGCACGUCGAGCCCAAGCGGCUCUUUGUAGUCUCGGCCAGCAGCAAAACAGCCCUCGCCAAGCAAAUGGCCAACAUCACCUUCUACAUCGAGCGGCGGCCCAUCGCCUUCCAGAGCGCCGUGCUCCCCAACAUGGCCUACACGCUCGGCCAGCGCCGGUCUCUGCUGCCGUACAAGCACGCCGUCGUGGGGUCCGACAGCACCGCCCUGACCUCCGGCUUCACGUCGUGUCCGGCCAACCCGAUCAGGUCGACGCGGACCCCGCGGAUCGGCUUCGUGUUUACCGGCCAGGGCGCGCAGUGGCACGCCAUGGGCCGCGAGCUGAUGGCGGCGUACCCCGUGUUCCGCGCCUCGCUGGAGGCGUUCGACGCCUGCCUCUCCCGGCUCGGCGCCAGCUUCAGCCUCGUCGAGGAGCUGGCCGAGAAGGACGCCAGGACGUCGAGGAUCUCGGACGCCGACCUCAGCCAGCCCGGCUGCACGGGCGUUCAGCUGGCGCUGGUGGAUCUGCUGCGGGAUUGGGGGGUUCGUCCGGACGCGGUGGUUGGGCACUCGAGCGGGGAGAUCGGCGCCGCGUACGCAGCCGGCGCUUUGACGCUGCGCGAGUGCGCGGCGAUCGCGUACUUUAGAGGCCAGUCGGUGCUGCAGCUCAAGGCGGCACACCCGGACCUCGAGGGCGGCAUGUUGGCGGUCGGGGCCGGGUCGGAUGAGGUCUCGGAGAUGAUCGAGACCAUGGCGCCCGACCCGGCUCGGAGGGUGGUCGUCGCGUGCGUCAACAGCCCGGGCAGCAUCACGGCCUCGGGCGACGUGGCGGCCGUGGAGGAGCUGCAGGCCAUGGCGGAAGAGAAGCAGCUCUUCAACCGGCGGGUGCGGGUCGAGACGGCAUACCACUCGCACCACAUGGAGCUGGUGGCGGAUUGGUACGGGGCUGCAGUCGGGCCGCUGGACCCCAAGGGAGCAGACCUCAAGCCCAAGGAGGGUCGGCACGUCGUCGAGUUUUACUCUUCGCUCAAGGGCAAGCGGGUGCGCGACCUGGCCGUCCUCGACACCUCGUACUGGGUCCAGAACCUCACGCGGCCGGUGCUGUUCUCCCAAGCCCUGACGGCGAUGUGCACCCCGGCAGAGGGCAGGGAGAACGUGGACGUGCUGGUCGAGAUCGGCCCGCACCCGGCGCUGGAAGGCCCCGCCAAGCAGAUCCUCAAAUCCAUCGACGGGCUCUCCAAGAAACCCACGUACCUCGCCUCGCUGGUCCGCAACAAAGACGCCGUCGACACCACGCUCUCCCUCGCGGCGGCGCUCUUCACACACGGCCGGGCCCUCGACAUGGGUGCCGUCAACUUCCCCGUCCCCACGGCGCGGGCGCCCAAGGUGCUCAGCGACAUGCCCAAGUACGCGUGGGACCACGGCACGCGGUACUGGUACGAGAGCCGGAUCGGGCGCCAGCACCUGUUCCGCCGGUUCCCGCGCAACGACGUGGUGGGCAGCCUGGCCGACUGGUCCAACGACCUGGAGCCGACCUGGCGCAACGUCAUCCGCACCGACGACAUGCCGUGGGUCAGGGGCCACGUCAUGCAGGACAUGAUCGUGUACCCGAUGGCCGGCUACCUGAGCAUGGCGGUCGAGGCGGCGGCGCAGAGGGCCGUCAUGGCCGGGGCGGCACAGAGGCAGGACGUUGGCGGCGGCGGCGGCGGCGGGGAUGCCGAGGACCAGGACAAGGACAAGGACAGGCAGCAGAGCAUCGACAAGUACGUGUUCCGCGACGUCACCAUCAGCAGGCCGUUUGUCAUUCAGGAAGGCGUCGAUGCAGAGAUCAACAUCACCAUGCGUCCGAACCCGGAGGGCACGCGGGAGUCGUCGACCACCUGGGACGAGUUCCGCAUCUUCUCGUGGAACCGCGAGAGGGAGUGGAUCGAGCACUGCCGCGGUCUCAUCCGCGUCGAGCAAAAGUCGUCGCGAGCGCUGGGCGACAGGCCGGGCACCCCUAGAACCGCCAGCACGGCCGUGCCGGGUCAGGUGAACAAUGUCCACGACGCCAAGGCAGACGAGGCCGCGUGCUUUGAGGCCAAGAAGCACGACAUCACACAAGCCUGCACCCAGGCAGUAAGUGCCGAGGACAUCUAUCAAGACCUCGAAGGGGUGACGGCCAAAUACAGCAGAGAGUUCCGCUCCAUGGAGAACUGCUCGGCCAGCGACACUGCCUGCACCGCCGAUGUGGUCGUGCCUGACACGGCGAGGACCAUGCCCAAGGGCUUCGAACCGCCUGUGCACAUCCACCCGGCCCUCUUGGACCAGUUCACGCAUGCUGCCUGGGUUCUGGUUGGUGCCGGAAGAGGGAAGCUGUCUUCAUUAUUCAUGCCCCGCUUCUUCAAGAGCCUCUGCAUAUCAGGGCAUCUUCGCAGCCAUGUUUCCAAGCCUGGCGACAGGAUGCGUGUGUAUGGCAGUGGGAAUCCAGACUUUUCCAGCCCCGGCUCUACCAAAAUAUCAAUGUUUGCGACGGACGUUGAGGGUAAAUCAGAGUUGAUUUCUAUGGAGGGGCUGGUCCUGGACCCGAUCCAUGACGCCGGGGCCCAUCAUGUUGACCAAGGGGUCGCUAGGGAGCUAUGCUAUAAGAUGGAGUGGGUUCCUCUAUAUGGUGAAGAAGCAUCUUUAGCUUCAGCUGACCGGGACGCAACGUCACCCGCAACAAACGGCGUCAACGAUGAGGUUGAUAUCGAACAAAUCAAAACCCCAGCACAAAACACCGACUGGGAAAUAUCUGACAACAUAGUAAUCGUUGGACCGCCGACCCUGCAAAAUACUACCAGCCUGGCAGAAAACCUGAAGCAGCAGCUCUCAAAGCAUAUUUCCAACAGCGACGGACAAUGCAUUACUUCCUGCUCCCUCGAAACUGUCUGCCCAGAAGGAACGGAGACCUGUCCAUAUGCUGGAAAAAUCUGCAUAGUCAUUGCAGAACUAGAUGGGUCGCCGCUCCUCGCAUCUAUCAACGCUGCAGGCUUUGCCGCUGUCCAACGCCUCAUCCUAAAUGCCAAGGGCAUCCUCUGGGUCGUGAGAGGGGCCCACACCGAAUCUACGGAUCCCCGGCUCGGCAUGGUAUUCGGUCUGGCAAGAACCGUGCGGUCCGAAACAGGCAUCAAGUUUGCCACACUGGACUUGGACGGCAGGGCCAGUCGGGAUCCCGCUGAAGAAAGCAACUUGAUCGCCGAGGUUGCCUGCCACGUCUUUGGCAAGAGGCCCAACGCCGGCCAAGAUCCUAUCCAAGACGGCGACCCAGACAUGGAGUUCCAGGCCAGAGACGGCAUCCUCAGCGUAGCCCGCGUCAGCAACGACGCCACCCUCGACGCCUUUGUCGAGCAGCACACCAACGUCGCAACAGCCCCUUACCCGCAACCAUUCCACCAGCCAGGCAGACCACUCAAGCUCGUGGCCGGGACCAAAGGAGCCCUCGACACGCUGCACUUCACCGACGACCUGGUCAACACGCCCACCAGCCCGCUGAACCCGGACGAGAUCCUCAUCCAAGUCCAGGUCACGAGCAUGAACUUCAAAGACAUCAUGGUGUCGAUGGGCGAGGUGCCGUCCCCGUACCUGGGGGUCGAGUGCGCGGGCGUGGUCGCGGCCGUCGGCGUGGCCGUCCACGACCUCAAGCUGGGCGACCGCGUCUGCGCCAGCUCCGAGGGCGCCUACUCGAGCUACACGCGCUGCAAGGCCACCAGCGCCGCGCUCGUACCCGACGACAUGACGCUCGAGUCGGCCGCCACCGUGCCCGUCGUCUUCGCCACGGCCUACUACGGGCUCUUUGACGUGGCCAACCUGCGCAGGGGCGAGUCGGUGCUGAUCCACGCGGCGGCCGGCGGCGUCGGGCAGGCGGCCGUCAUGCUCGCGCAGAUGGUCGGCGCAGACGUCUACGCCACCGUCGGCAGCGCCGCCAAGCGCGCCUUCCUGACGGACACGUACGGCGUGCGCGGCGACCGCAUCUUUUACAGCCGCGACGCGUCCUUUGCCGCCGCCGUCCAGCGCGCCACGGCCGGACGGGGCGUGGACGUGGUGCUCAACUCGCUGGCGGGCGACGCGCUGCGCGAGACGUGGGAGUGCGUGGCCCCGUUCGGCCGCUUCGUCGAGAUCGGCAAGCGCAGCAUCCUGGCCAACGCCGGCCUGGCCAUGGCCGUCUUUGACCGGAACGCCACCUUUGCGUCCGUGGACCUGACCCUCGUGGCCAAGGAGCGCCCGCGCGUCAUGCGCCGCCUGCUCGACGACGUCUUUCGCCUGCUCAGCUACGGCGCCGUCCGGCCCAUCUCGCCCGUCACGCUCUUCAGCGUCUCCGACGUCGAGGCCGCCUUCCGCACCCUGCAGGCCGGCAAGGCGCACGGCAAGAUCCUGGUGACCGCCGCGCCGGGCGACCUGGUCAAGGCGACGUACUCGCCGCGAACCUUUGAUCGGCUGUUCAAGGCUGAUGCUACGUAUAUUGUUGUCGGCGGGACGGGUGGAAUCGGCCGCAGUAUCAUCAAGUGGAUGGCGGAAAAGGGGGCGAGGCACUUGGUUGUUGUGUCUCGUUCCGACACCGUCUCGCCCAAGGUGGCUGAGAUGAUCAAGGAGGCCGACGCUGCACACGGAGCCAAGGUUUCCGUCUCUCGGUGCGAUGUUGCCCUGAUUGAAGACGUGGAGAGGAUGAUUGAGGGCAUCUCAUUGGCAAACAUGCCACCAAUCAGGGGAGUAAUACACAGCGCCAUGGUGCUCGAUGACGUGCUCUUGGAAAAAAUGACAUUUACCCAGUGGGAAACCGUCGUGCGUCCCAAGGUGUCCGGCGCCUGGAACCUCCACACAAGCCUGACGAACCACCAGCUCGACUUCUUCAUCGCCCUCGGCUCCGUCGCCGGCAUAAUCGGCAACCAAGGCCAGUCGGCCUACGCCGCGGCCAACACCUUCCUCGACAGCCUGGUGCGCCACCGCCGCGCCCUGGGCCUGCCGGGUGCCUCGCUCGACCUCGCCGCCGUCAGCGACACCGGCUACCUUGCCGAGAACGCCGAGCGCCAGCAGCAGGUCCUCAAGCAGAUCGGCGGCGAGGCCAUCUCCGAGAAGGAAAUCCUAGCGCUGGUCGCCGCCGUCGUGGCCGGCGACGACGCGCAGACCGCAAGCGGCGGGCAGGUGCUCACGGGCCUGCGGCUGAGCCCGUCGGCGCCGGCGACGUUCUGGUCCGCGGACGCCAAGUUCGCACCGCUGCGGGCAAGAGCGAGAGAGCUGCGCGCCGCCGCCGACGGUGGUGGUGGUGGUGGUGGUGGUGGUGGUGGUGCGGCAGCUGCGGCGGCGAGCAUAUCGCCCGGCGCGGCGCUCAAGAGGGCGGCGUCGUACGCGGAGGCGCACGCGGUCGUGGUGGAUGCGCUGCUGGACAAGGCGGCGGGCGUGCUGAUGCUGCCGCGCGAGGAGCUGGACCCGAGCAAGGGGACCGUCUUUUACGGCCUGGACUCGCUGGUCUCGAUCGAGAUCCGGAACUGGAUCACCAGGGAGUUUGGCGCCGUGCUGCAGAUUCUGGAUCUGUUGAGCAGUGGCUCCUUUUCGGCCCUGGCAGAAACCGUCAUCAGGAAGACGGAGCUGUGUUCUUUUGAGAAGGGCACUGCUUGA
This is a messenger RNA of Pyricularia pennisetigena, 7620 nucleotides long. RefSeq lists its product as uncharacterized. Gene Ontology annotation, molecular function: fatty acid synthase activity; oxidoreductase activity; 3-oxoacyl-[acyl-carrier-protein] synthase activity. NCBI's taxonomy places the organism in Eukaryota, Fungi, Ascomycota, Sordariomycetes, Magnaporthales, Pyriculariaceae. The record is from RefSeq and is a predicted model, not a curated record. The coding region runs from base 1 to 7620 and encodes 2539 amino acids. Gene Ontology annotation, biological process: fatty acid biosynthetic process; secondary metabolite biosynthetic process. The transcript is spliced from 2 exons.